Molecule: messenger RNA, 2450 nt
Organism: Cajanus cajan (pigeon pea)
Lineage: Eukaryota; Viridiplantae; Streptophyta; Magnoliopsida; Fabales; Fabaceae
Product: wall-associated receptor kinase 2
Biological process (GO): protein phosphorylation; cell surface receptor signaling pathway
Cellular component (GO): plasma membrane
Molecular function (GO): calcium ion binding; ATP binding; polysaccharide binding
Source: RefSeq, a predicted model, not a curated record
CUCUUGGUAUAAAGUUUGGGCUAUUGGUGGAAAAAGAAGAGAAAGCACAACACAUGAUAAUCUUCUAUGCAAGUGUCGAGUGAUGUACUGUGUACAUAAGACGACAAUGGGAGUGAAGGCGACGCUGAUGCAACUGACCGUGCUGUUGUUGAUGGCGUUAGCAGCAGCUGACCAAGCCCUGCCCGGCUGCCCGAGCACUUGCGGAAGCGUUUCAGUUCCGUAUCCCUUUGGCAUAGGCGUGUCAUCUGUCAACGGCAAAAACUGUUUCUUGGAGAGAAAUCUGAACCUCACCUGCAAGGGUUCCACUUUAUACACCGGUAAUGUGGAGGUUAUGAAUAUAGACAACAUCAAAGGUCAAAUGGACCUGAAUUUCUUCGUCGCCAACGUUUGUAAAGUGGGAUACGAUAACGAAUCAACAAAAGGUAACAAACCCAGACUCAAAACCGCGGCUUUUACCAUCUCUAGUACGGACAACAAGUUCGUAAGCGUGGGUUGCGACACUUACGGCUAUCUCAACAAUUUCUUCAACCAAAAGCGAUACAGUACCGGAUGCGUGACAACAUGCGACAGCGAAGAGGACAUGUUAAGCAUGCAGGGUAAUGGAAGCUGCACGGGGAUUGGGUGCUGCCACGUGGACAUACCUCCUGGUAUGAAGAACAUUAGCAUACGAGCAUUCAGCUUUAGCAAUUUCAAUUCCUCGUCCGACUUCAACAACUGCAGCUACUCCUUUGUUGUCAAAAAUCGAAACUACAAUUUCUCGAUGGAUCACUUAAAACAUCCACCCUUCCAUGAUGGCAAGGCUCCCAUGGUCGUUGAUUGGACUAUUGGAAAAAGCACGUGUGAAAUUUCAGAGGGUAAAUCCAACUACGCGUGUAAGAGUAACAGCGAGUGUGAGAACUCCACCACUGGAUCUGGUUACCGAUGCAAAUGUAAGGAAGGCUACGACGGGAACCCAUACCUUACGGAAGGUUGCAAAGAUAUCGACGAAUGCGCGACAAAAAAACAUGAUUGCACAAGUGACAAAAAUUGUCGUAACGAGUACGGACAUUUCACAUGUUUCUGUCGUAAGUGGCAAUCCGGAAAUGGAAGAAGGGAAGGGGGCUGCCACGUACGUACCAUGGUUGUAGUUGGAGUGGGAAUAGGAUUUAUCAUUCCUCUGGUAGGGAUUGGCAUGCUGUACUUAACAUACCAGAAAAGGAAACUCAAAAAACUAAAGGAGAAAUUCUUUCAGCAGAAUGGCGGCUUGAUUUUGCUACAAAAACUCUCUAGAAGAGAAAAUACUUCGCAAACCACUCAAAUUUUCACAGAUGAACAACUAAAGAAGGCCACCAACGACUUUGAUGAGAGCAAAAUCAUUGGCAAUGGAGGUUAUGGUACAGUUUUCAAAGGGAUUCUAGAUGAUAACAAAAUUGUAGCAAUCAAGAAGUCCAAAAAAGUUGAUGGGAGCCAAAAGGAACAGUUCAUUAAUGAGGUGAUUGUUUUAUCCCAAAUCAAUCAUAGGAAUGUGGUCAAACUCUUGGGAUGUUGUUUAGAGACAGAAAUUCCUUUAUUAGUGUAUGAAUUUGUUGAAAAUGGUACCCUUUUUGAUUUUAUACACACCCAAAGAAAGAUAAAUAGUGAAACUUGGGAAACUCGUCUAAAGAUAGCAUCAGAUGUAGCUGAAGCUCUAUCACAUCUACACACUGGAGUCUCAAUACCCAUUAUCCAUAGAGAUGUCAAGACUGCUAACAUUCUCUUGGAUAAAAAUUACACUGGGAAAGUUUCUGAUUUUGGAGCUUCAAAAUUAAUUCCACUUAAUCAAACUGAAUUGGCCACAAUGGUGCAAGGAACUAUUGGUUACCUGGACCCCGAGUACAUGCUUACAAGCCAACUAACCGAGAAAAGUGAUGUUUAUAGCUUUGGGGUGGUUCUUAUAGAGCUGUUAACAGGGGAGGUACCACAUUCUUUUGGAAGGCUUCAGGAGAAAAGAAGUCUUGCUAACCACUUUCUAUCUUUCUUGAGAAAUAAUAGGUUAUCUGAUGUUGUUCAAUUUGGCAUUGAGAAAGAAGAAAAUAAUAAAGAUAUUAUGGAGGUUGCUAUUCUUGCUGCAAAGUGCUUGAGAGUUGAAGGGGAGAAAAGGCCUAGCAUGAAGGAAGUGGCAAUGGAGUUGGAGAGAAUAAGGCUAAAGGAGAAGCAUCCAUGGACUAAUACUGACCAAAAUCUGGAGGAGACCCAACACUUGCUUUACGAGACAUCAUCCAACAUUUAUGAGACUGGUAACAGCAGCAACCAUCAAUAUUCUGGGUAUGACAGCAUGAAGGAUCAUGCACUAGUUGCCUUGGAUGCUGGACGGUGAUUAUAGCAUAGCGGCAUAAACUCCAUUAAUUUUAUACCAAAGUUCUGUCACAACCUUUUGUAAUCAUUAUGAAAAAUCCAAUUAAUUAUUACAAUGAGUGUGUAUUUGUGUUUUA